Podospora anserina S mat+ is the source of this 582-nucleotide messenger RNA. RefSeq lists its product as uncharacterized. The record is from RefSeq and is a predicted model, not a curated record. Lineage: Eukaryota; Fungi; Ascomycota; Sordariomycetes; Sordariales; Podosporaceae. The coding region runs from base 1 to 582 and encodes 193 amino acids. The transcript has a single exon.
AUGGGGGUUAGCGACCUCCUCGCCGAAAUUGAAUCCGGAGGUUCGACCCGCUACCCCCGUGACGAGGAAGACCUCACUUACAAGAAGCCCGUCGCCAAUCUCGCUGCGAAGGAAAAGGCGGAGAAGUACAACCGCUACUACUAUGCCACAGGCCCAAUCAGCUGUGGUGGUCGUAGCAAACCCACCCCCGUCUACUACCCUCCCAACUGGGUGUACGCCCCCGGUGACACCCCGCGUCCCUCACUCGACAAGGAGACCAUUCUUUGGACGUCCUCCUCCUCAAGCAAUCAUGACCAAGAGAACGAUGUGAUCCCUCAGAUCGAUACGGUCAACGAGGCUGUCGCUGCCGUGGAGCCUACCACCAACAAGGCUGUCCACACCAAGGCCAAUGAGGCUGACGACCACAUCAAUUCCGACCAAGACGCCACUCCUCCAUUCGACGGGAUGGAUGUUGAUAGCCUCAUCGCUGAUACCAUCACCCCCUCAUCACGUCGUGCCAAGGCUCUGAAGAAGACCAGAGGUGCCGGCUCUUCCCCGAAGAUCCCCAGCAGCAGUUUGUUUCCUCCAAUCCUCUUCUUCUGA